Messenger RNA from Myodes glareolus (Bank vole), 5381 nucleotides. It is a transcript of the gene Sfswap, whose product is annotated as splicing factor SWAP. Gene Ontology annotation, biological process: mRNA 5'-splice site recognition; RNA processing. The record is from RefSeq and is a predicted model, not a curated record. Gene Ontology annotation, molecular function: RNA binding. Lineage: Eukaryota; Metazoa; Chordata; Mammalia; Rodentia; Cricetidae.
UUGAUUUCGCCUGAUGUUGACUUGAUGGCCAGGACCGAAAAGGGGGUUUUGCGGAGCCCGGGGACCCGGGGGCCUCCCUGCCCCACGUUCCCCGGCAUCCGGGGGGAGGGGACGGUGAAACCGGCCCUAAGGCUCCGGCCAGAGCUGGCGCCGCGCCGUCGCCGGAGGGAUCGACUCCUGCUCCCGCAACCCCUCGAGCCCGGGCUGCCGCUAGCGACUCAGCGCGGUGGAAGCUGCCCGGGCCUCUCGCCCGCGCCGUGGGGCGGGUGCCGCUGUCCCUCCGCUCGCUGUGCGGGAGGGAGCCCGGGAGUGCGCUUUUGUUCCUCCGAAGCGCCGCACGCCGAGGCCGUGGGUAGAAGCUUCUUUUGGACCCCGUGAGUUAGCCUGAACCGUCUCUGGCCGGCUUGACUUUUGGCGUCCGGCGAGCCCCUCCCCGCGGUUAUUCGACCAUUUGACCCACCGCGGUAGUUGGUGAAGUUGCCGUCUGUUGGAGGCCGGUCGACCCCGUGCGGACCUUGCUCUUAGGGGUAGCGUUCUUAGAGCUGGUUUCACUGUUUCCUAAAAUUGAAGGGUGGAGCUGGGUUACUUUUGUGUUGUUUCUUUUCAAAUCACACCCACUUACGGGUGCCCUGAGUUGAGGGUAAAGGGGUGGGGCUGUGGAUAUCUAAACACGGUGUUUGAUUUGAAAAGGAUGGCAUUACAUGAUGUGGGUGGUUUGCUCCCCACCUCUAUUUUCAUUUUUCUCAGUCCCCUUUUCCUUCCCCACCAUCCUGGGUUUGGGUAUUUGACCUUCCAUUGGGUAAGAUGGCUUCUGAGGCCAGGACUGAAAGGCUAAGUGACCAACCAUUAAGCUGUGGAGUGGUUUUCCCCGAGUGAAGGAAACCCAUCGUUUGAGACAAGUAAAACUGGAUUCUGCGAGGACUUGGAACAUGCAUGACUGUAGGGAUGACCUCUGAGCUGGCCAGAACGGACACAUUAAUGACCAGUAGACCUUUCCAAUCCCUUCCAACUGUGUUUGGAGACAGAUCUAGAAAAAAAGGACUCACGAAGGGAGUGUUGCAGAUCAGAUGGGCUCUGGAUCUGAUGGUCCACUCUGCUGGAAUGUGCUAUGCCUUGAACCUCGCUUGGUAGCAAGAGAUGUUGCUUCCCCGGCCCUCACUGUGAUGUGUGCUGUUACAGUGGGCUAGAUGCUGAAGCCGCUGCUCCAUAUGCAGUUUCCAUACCAGUCUGUGCAUGAGUUGUUAGAUCUCCCAGAACCGGUGGGGAGCAAACACCACACAUGAAUAUGUGUAAUAUUGGAAAAUAAUACAUUUGUAAGUUAAGGAGGUUUACAUCAAAGUAAAGCAAAUUUUGAAAAUUAAUAAAAACACAGCCAUUGGGGGUCCCAGGAAUUUUUGGCCUUUUUCCUGUGGUGCACUUUUUCCUUCCUUAAUUUGGUCUCCAUUACAGAAGUCAACAUUAAUAAAUCAUGCAAACUUUUGCUUAUUGCCCCACAUUCACUUUUGCAACCUAAAUUUGAGUCUUAAACGUCACUAAGCCAUUUAUUGUCUGGCAGUUGUACAUUGACAGCAUCUGUAUUGGAUCUUGUGUUCAAACAUAGCAGAAAGUGAUCUUUUUAUUCCUAAUUUGGUCUUCAAUGAUGUGUCUUCAUUGCGGGAUUUAAAGUUUAAGGGACCUACUGAUGCUGCGCCUUCUGGUGGUUUUGCAGUGUUUGCCGUGAACCUCCUUAAACUGCAUGUAUAUGUCACUGUUCCUUUGUAUGUGUGUCUCUCUACCACAUAACCCAGCACUUCUUUCCUCAGCCAAGUGGCUAGGGGCGAGCCUAGCCAAGAUUUUACCUCCAAUGGACGCAAGUUUCUUUGGUGAAGAUCUCUCCUGAGAGUUCGGGACUAGCAGGAAGAAGCGAGGAAAUAUCGCCCGUUUGGUUCUGUCGGAUAGGUAUUUAUGGACUCGGUCUGUGUGAAUGUAAGCUGUAAUAUUUAACUGCUGAGAACAGAUAUUUUUUUGCAAGUGGCAUUGAAUGGUUUACCAAAGCAUACAUGGUAAGAACUGCUAGCAAGGGGGAUACAUUUUCUGCCCUAAAGGAUUGUCUGCCUUUAGCUCUAAGUUCUGUUGUACUAUAGAGAGGAGCUUAGUCUUUGUUAUGAUUACUUCAGUUUAAAAAGUAGGUGAGCUAUGACUAGUCUUGUUAAAUAUAGAUCUGAAGCUUUGCAUUUGAUUUAAUAUUUUUAUUUCAUUAUUUUAAUUGGUAAGUAUGUGCAUAGACUGUCACACUCAACCAGCAUGGGUGUAGACUUCCAUCCAUUGACCAGCAUGUUCCCAUUACAGAUACGACGGGCGUGGUCACCUGCAUGACCUCUCUGCGUACGAUGCUGAGUACGCCACGUGGAACCGAGACUACCAGCUGUCUGAAGAGGAGGCGCGGGUAGAAGCGCUGUGUGAUGAGGAGAGAGGAAGAAUACAAAAGAUUGAGUGAAGCUCUGGCAGAGGAUGGGAACUACAGUGCCGUAGGGUUCACUUACGGCAGUGACUAUUAUGACCCAUCAGAGCCCACGGAAGAGGAGGAGCCUUCGAAACAGAGAGAAAAAAAUGAGGCUGAAAACUUGGACGAAAAUGAAGAGCCUUUCAUUGCCCCGUUAGGAUUAAGUGUUCCGUCUGACGUGGAGCUGCCACCAACAGCUAAAAUGCAUGCCAUCAUCGAGCGCACAGCCAACUUCGUGUGCAAACAGGGAGCACAAUUUGAGAUAAUGCUGAAGGCCAAGCAAGCACGAAACUCGCAGUUUGACUUCCUGCGGUUUGAUCACUACCUCAACCCCUACUACAAAUUUAUCCAGAAAGCCAUGAAGGAAGGACGGUAUACGGUGCUGGCAGAAAACAAGAAUGAGGAGAAGAAAAAGUUGGGGGCGACCUCUGACAAUGAAGAUGAAGAUGAGGAGGAGGAUGGGAGUUACCUACACCCGUCUCUCUUUGCUUCCAAGAAGAGCAGCCGCCUGGAAGAGCUGAUGAAGCCCUUGAAGGUGGUGGACCCAGAUCACCCUCUAGCAGCCCUUGUCCGUAAAGCACAGGCUGACAGCUCUGCUCCAGCCGCACCCACUGCAGACGGCACACCUGCACAGCCCUCCCAGGUGGAGUACACGGCAGACUCAACUGUGGCAGCCAUGUACUACAGCUACUACAUGCUACCAGACGGCACCUACUGCCUGGCACCACCCCCGCCUGGGAUCGAUGUGACCACUUACUAUAGCACCCUUCCUGCUGGAGUGACCGUGUCCAGCUCACCUGGUGUGACUACCACUGUACCACCACCUCCUGGGACCACCCCUCCACCACCCCCAACCACAGCUGAAACAAGCAGUGGGGUUACCUCCACAACCACCACCACAAGUGCGCUUGCUCCCGUGGCCAUCAUACCCCCGCCCCCUGACAUCCAGCCUGUGAUCGACAAGCUGGCAGAGUACGUCGCUAGGAACGGCCUUAAAUUUGAGACCAGUGUUCGAGCCAAGAAUGAUCAAAGAUUUGAGUUUCUUCAGCCCUGGCACCAGUACAACGCCUACUAUGAGUUUAAGAAGCAAUUCUUCCUGCAGAAGGAAGGAAGCAGUAGCACACAGGUAGCAUCCACAGCUGAAGAGACUUCCACAGAAACUGCUGCUGAAGAGUCGAGUGAAGCCGGGGAGGACGGCACUGCUGAGGGUAUGGCAGAGACUGGGGGACGAGGCAGCGGGAAGAAGGAGGCUGGGUCCAGCAAGAGCACCGUGGACGGGAAGCUGGUAAAAGCAGCUUCAUUUGCUCCAAUAAGCUUUGCCAUCAAGGCCAAAGAAAAUGACCUACUUCCUCUGGAAAAAAACCGAGUCAAGUUGGACGAUGAUAGUGAAGAAGAUGAAGAAAGCAGGGAAUGCCAGGAAAGCACAAACAGCGUGGCCAACCCCAGCCCAGCUGCAGCCCCACCCUGUGUGGUCAUGGAGGAGAAGAAGCCCCAGCUCACCCAGGAGGAGCUAGAAGCAAAGCAAGCAAAACAAAAGCUGGAGGACCGCCUUGCUGCUGCUGCACGGGAAAAGCUGGCCCAGGCAUCCAAGGAAUCAAAGGAGAAGCAGCUUCAGGCCGAACGUAAAAGGAAAGCAGCUUUGUUUUUACAAACCUUAAAAAAUCCUCUUCCAGAAACAGAAAUUGGGAAACUUGAGGAGAGUGCUUUCAGUGUAGAGGAAACCGGUGUCAUGCCCUGUCCUCUGCUGGUUGGAGGUAGAACUCUUCCCAUGUUAGAAGUGAAGCCUCCAGAAAGGCCUUCAAGCAGAUGUAGAGACCCACCAAGAGAAGAAGAAAGAGAAAAGAAGAAGAAGAAGCACAAAAAACGGUCUCGAACGAGGUCCCGCUCCCCCAAGUACCACUCGUCUUCCAAGCCCAGGUCUAGAUCCCACUCAAAAGCCAAGCACUCCCUGCCCAGCGCCUACCGGACAGUGCGGCGGUCCAGGCCCUCAGCCUCCCCAGGGAUCUUGAGUGUGGAGCCUUGUCCCAGCAGCUCGGCAGUGGCGGCAGCACAGCAGGAGAGGUAUCAGGCAGCCUCGGCCUCGAGCAGCUUUGACUCCUGGAGCUCUUUUGAGGGGAAACCUGGUAAACCGUCAAGGUCACGCUCUCGGUCCCCAAGAAGGAGAGCACACUCUCCUGAGAGACGACGGGAAGACAGGAGUGUCCCUACUGCCUACCGGAUGAGUGGUAGCCCUGGAGCCAGCAGGAAACGAACCCGUUCCAGAAGUCCCCAUGAGAAGAAAAAGAAGCGGAGAUCACGGUCGCGCACUAAGGCCAAAGCCCGCUCCCAGUCAACAUCCCCGAGCAAACAGACAGCACAGCGUCCCUCAGCGCACUCAGCCCACUCGGCCAGCAUCUCUCCUGUGGAGAGCCGAGGUUCUUCCCAGGAACGCUCCAGGGGGGUUUCUCAGGAAAAAGAUGGCCAGAUCUCCUCAGCAAUCGUUUCCUCUGUGCAGAGCAAAAUAACUCAGGAUCUCAUGGCCAAAGUAAGAGCAAUGCUCGCAGCUUCAAAAAACCUGCAGACCAGUGCAUCCUGAGAUGGCAGCCAUGGAGCCAGCCCCAAGCGGAGCAUCGUGCGCAGCUAUGGCCCUGGCUGUGGUCACAGGUGCUGGGCUUCAGCUCAGAGCAGCCACAACCCAGCCAGAAGCUGAGCUGCAAGCUCCAUGCCGACCUCCACACGACCCUCCAGGUUCUCCAGCCCGACUCCCUGGCUCAGUCGGUGGCUUUUGUAAAUUUUUGGUGAUAUUUUCAGUUUCAAAUUUUUGACCAGCAGUCUCUUACCUGUAUAUUUGUAAAUAUAUCAUGUUUCUGUGAAAAUGUAUUAUCAAAUAAAAUGGGAGGAACACCUUUUCUAGCUAGCA